GUACGGACCACGUACUAUCAACAACGUGGUUUGCCUUGCAACAGCAACGUGUAGUCAUUCAAACUUUAGUUUCCUCCGGUGUGAGGUCAGAGUAUAAUCUUCCCGCACUUACGUUCAGUGUAAUUUGCCAUUAAGUUAUCUCAGUCAUGCCAAAAGGCACGGUGAAACAUUAUCACGACAACUUUGAUUUCUGCUAUUUGCUCUUUGUUUCUUUAUUUGUGUGGGCUAUUGUGUCCUGUAGUGAAGCUUGCCCAGUAGCCUGCAAUUGCAUUUCUAAUCAGAAGUGGGAAUGUACGAAUAUAACUUCGCUUGGAGACAUCUUGGAGAAUUCUUCACGAGCGGUUCGAGAAUUGACUUUGAUUCAUAUCACGGAUCUAAAUAGCUUCAGUGACCAUCUUGGGACACAUUUCAACGCGUCUUUCGAGUAUGUGCGCAGACUUGAGAUUCAGCAAUCGACUAUCAACAGGGUUUCGGCAUUGUUUGUUGAUUCCUUUCCUAAUGUGGAAAGAGUAUUUUUAGGGGAUAACCAGUUCUCGUGCAGCGAGCACAUUUUAACUCUUCAAAGGUGGGGAUCGAAAAUUCAAAAAGACAAACCCUUGCAAUGUUCUUCGCCAGAUGGCAUGGCCAAAACCGAGCUUUUUUUGGCGCUAAAAACGAUCUCGCGUGUCAAAGAAGAAUGUCCAAGUCCUUGCCGGUGUGUCGUCAAGUCCAUGAAUUCACAAUAUUCUGUUCCCAAUUUACUCGUUAAUUGCAGUCGAUCUAAUCUAAAAGUUAUCCCAGAUUCUUUGCCUAAAUCAUGGGUUAUCGAGCUCGAUCUGAGCCAUAAUCAGAUUGAAGAUGCCACUCCUUUGUUCAGUCUACCAUUCUAUCGAAAUGUGCCAGUACUAAAUCUUGCUCACAAUCACAUCCAAGAUAUUCAAGUGCCGAAUGAUACCAGUCAGAAGAACCAUUUCAGACUCUUGAACUUGUCCCACAACAAACUUACUCAAUUACCUGAAAAUUUGUUGGGCGAGACUGACACCUUCUCCUACCAGCCUCUCAUUAUGCUGAGAAGCAAUCCUUGGAUGUGUGACUGUAAUUCUGUGAAGAUGUUUCAGACUAUUGCAAUGAAACAGUUGCACAUUAUUGGGGAUUUCAUCUAUCUGACCUGUGAGGGUGACCUUGAGGGGCAGUUGAUCAGUUCACCAACUUCCCUUCAUAGACUCUGUUACGUACCUGCUGUUGCCAUCAUGACGAUUCGAUGUGUCAACAUUGUCUUUUUCAUCUUGAUCGCGUUGGUUCUAAUUAAGACUGCAUUUGACUUGCGAUCCAUGUACGCUGUGGGCAUAUUUCAUUACUUCGCCCAUCUAUUAUUGCUGCCCUCACGAUAAUCAUCUGCUCCUCCUUAACAACUGCGUAAAUAAAUCUACUUACUGCAUAGAAAUGCUGGUGAACGCGAGCGGGGAUUUUCAAAAA
Daphnia pulicaria is the source of this 1455-nucleotide messenger RNA. RefSeq names its product protein singed wings 2-like. The transcript has 5 exons. The record is from RefSeq and is a predicted model, not a curated record. Lineage: Eukaryota; Metazoa; Arthropoda; Branchiopoda; Diplostraca; Daphniidae. Gene Ontology annotation, molecular function: protein binding. Bases 147 to 1370 code for a protein of 407 amino acids. Gene Ontology annotation, cellular component: extracellular matrix.